Molecule: messenger RNA, 2168 nt
Organism: Heterobilharzia americana
Lineage: Eukaryota; Metazoa; Platyhelminthes; Trematoda; Strigeidida; Schistosomatidae
Source: the annotation of a GenBank genome assembly
AAACAUAACAUGACCAGUUUUACGACAAAUCUAAUUACUACUUUCAUUUCACGACUUUCAGAUAAUCGUUUAAGGAUGGAAAAUAGACUAAUUUACACUUUCGCAUGAUACUUUACCUACUCUAAACGAUCAUAUGACAGUGUCGUCAGAUUGUCCAUCAAUAUGCUGAUAUUUCACACCUGACAUAUGUCAUUCAUACCAAAAUUAAUAAACUGGAGUAAUUUAAACUUCGUGCAUCAUGGUAACGAACUAGCAAGGGAAUACUGUGAAUUUAUUAUCAAUCUGUAGAAAUGAAUUUAUCACAUGAGGAUUAUUCUUCAAAAGAAGUAUUAAAUCUUCAUAUUUCAUAUGGUCAAAGUCAAAUUGAACAAAAUAAAUUUAGUGUCAAUGAAUUGGUUCAAUGUUCACAAAACGAUACAACCAGAUGGAAUUCUUUGAAAAAUCACUUAAAUAUGAAUGAAAUAAAUCAACAAGUAGAUUCAACAAAUUUCAGUACUACUGCUAAAUCAUCAAGUAGUAUAAAAUCAUCAAACCAAUUGAAUGGAUGUCUUCAAAGUAAUAAUCUAGUUGACAAAACAGAAAGUUUUUGGAGUAGUCGAGAAAUGCAAGUUUUAAAACUUCGACUUCAAGAUCAUCUAAAUCAGAUUACAAGCAUAAGUACUAUAAGCGAGAAAAUAGUAACAUCGACAAGAAGAUCAUUAGAGAACACAGUUGGACAUAAUUUUAAAACUGAACCAAUCACGACGUCAAUGAAUCCUUCAACAACAUCAACAUUGUCUGAAAAUAGUUAUUUAUCAACACUUUUGAAGAAGAAAGUUACUUCAAGUCAUUCACAGAUCAAUUAUAUACCUAAUUCUUAUCACUUACAACCAUGUAUUCAAUCAGAAGCAAGUGCAUUUAAACCGGUCCCAAGUAGGCGCAUACCUCAUGGAUGUGAUAACCGAGUUCAUAUCACUGUAGACAAUAGUCAUUUAGCUACAGAUCUAGUCAAUAAUCGAUCGCUUAAUUCACCUACCUUGAUACAUCAGCCACAACAAAUAAAUACACUUUCGACGUCAUCAUCUCUAUCAUCAAUUUCUCACACGAAUAUAAUCUAUUCUAAAGUACACGAUAUAAAUAAAAUCCCUCAAACUUUGCCGACAACAUCUUUAAAUAUGCAUGAAAUAAAUAGUUUUAAAGAAUAUCAGCAAUUAAAAUUGAUUCCUUUCAACUUUUCACGUGAACAUUUGAACAGAAUACUACCACAAACUACACCGAAUGUUCCUGGAAUUUCUGUAAAUAAUAAAAAUAUCAGUGAUGAUAGGCAUGUAUUCUCAACUUCGGCAUCAUCAUCAUCAUCAUCAUCAACUUUCAUAUCCACAAUAUAUCAAAAUAAAAAAUCAAGAAAGUCAUACUCCAAUAAAAAGUGUCAAAAAUGUACAUGUUUCAAUUGUCUAUUGGCGCGUAAUAUGAACUCAAGUUGUCAUAAAAACAACAUGAAUAAUAAAAAUAGUGAUGUUUUCAAUAGUUUCAAUGUCGAAAAAAGAAGUUCACUUCAUAAAGUACACGUAUGCAAUAUAUGUGGUAAAAAUUACAGUAAAACAAGUCAUUUAAAAGCUCAUUUAAGAUGGCAUAAUGAUGAAAGACCAUUUCAAUGUAUAUAUCAAUUAUGCAAUAAAGCAUUUACUCGAUCAGAUGAAUUACAACGUCAUAUACGUACACAUACUGGAGAAAAACGUUUUCAAUGUGAUGUAUGCACUAAACGUUUUACGCGUAGUGAUCAUUUAAGUAAACACCGUAAAACCCAUGAAAUGCAUACUAGUAGUUUAUUAAAAAUAGAAAAUAGACCUUAGAAAAAAUUCCCUAAAGAGUGUCUCGCACCCAACCUAUCUUCAUCAGCCUUACACUGAUAAAUAAUGAAUUUUUUUUCUGUAUAUUAAGAGAUACAAUAUUUACUCUUACUUCACAAGUACGUUCCUUCUUUUGAGUUUGCUUUUCUUUUUUUAUACGAUUAUAUUAAUUAUUUUCCUAUAGUUUCAACACAUUUUCUACCCUGUUUUUUGGAGAUAAUUCGGGAAAAAUUUUGUUUAUAUAGUUACUUUAAAAACGAGUAGGUUUUGAUUUUCUCAUUUAAAAACACAACCAAUAAAAUCUUACCAUUUUGUAUAUUAAAUAAAACUACAUCACCU